AUGGCCACAGCCACCAUCCAACACCCUCAAUCCACGCCCUCCUUCGCCCCUCAAGUUCUCAACAACAUCACACCGAGCUCAUCAAACAAGCCGCAGGACGUAGACACCGUACUCCACUACCUCAAGCCCAACGCCGAUGGCUCGCCGCCCGCCCCAACCUACGUAGACAAGCCAGAAACCUACCACCGCGAGCCAGAAACGCACGCCGUCACCGUGCGAGACGUCCGUGGGGCGGAAGAAAAGUUCACGCUGGAUAACAAAGGCUUCAUGUUCUACAAGCACGUAAGCCAGGAGAAGGAUUUUCUUGACGAUGAGAAGAUUAGGGCGGAGUACUAUCCUGAGACGGAGGCGUUGUUGAAAGACGCCACAGGCGCAUCCCACAUCCACAUCUUCGACCACACCAUCCGCCGGCAGCCCCCUACCCAAGAAACCACUACGCCCGACCGCACCCUCCGCGGCCCCGUCCAACGCGUGCACAUAGACCAAUCCUACGCCGCUGCAAAGUCCCGCGUCGCCUUCCAUCUUCCUGACGCAGCGGAAGAGCUGCUAAAGCACCGUGUUCAAAUUAUAAACGUCUGGCGCCCGAUAAAAACCGUGCAGCGGGACCCGCUCGCCGUCGCAGACGCGCACAGUGUAAGCGAUGACGAGCUGGUAGUGACCAAGCUGAUUUAUCCGGACCGCGAGGGGGAGACGUACGGCGUUAAGUAUGCCCCUGGACAUCAGUGA
Didymosphaeria variabile is the source of this 726-nucleotide messenger RNA. RefSeq lists its product as uncharacterized. Bases 1 to 726 code for a protein of 241 amino acids. Lineage: Eukaryota; Fungi; Ascomycota; Dothideomycetes; Pleosporales; Didymosphaeriaceae. The record is from RefSeq and is a predicted model, not a curated record. Gene Ontology annotation, molecular function: oxidoreductase activity. The transcript is spliced from 2 exons.